Trichogramma pretiosum is the source of this 3104-nucleotide messenger RNA. RefSeq names its product torso-like protein (gene tsl). The transcript is spliced from 4 exons. NCBI's taxonomy places the organism in Eukaryota, Metazoa, Arthropoda, Insecta, Hymenoptera, Trichogrammatidae. The record is from RefSeq and is a predicted model, not a curated record. The coding region runs from base 439 to 1488 and encodes 349 amino acids.
GCCGGUCCGUUCGGUCGCUGGUUCGCGCCGCUUACCGCCCACGGUUUGCCGCACACUCGCAAAAAUUUCGAUAGGACGCGAUCGAUGCCUCUCUGUUUUCGUUUAUAUUUAUAUUUGACCGUGUGUAUAUGUGUGUCGGGAAUUGUGCGAGGAAAAAAUCGACGAUCGCCUCGGCUGUGUGAAUAGUGUAUUUAUAUUUGUGUCGAUGCAGCUGUUGCGGCUUUGAGCUUCAUCGCCAAAUAAAAUCACACAUUUCAAAAUCAAGUGGCAUCGAUGCAGACGAUCUUCGGUACAUUGUGAUCCGCAGAGGCGAUGAAUUCAAAAGUACAAUUCCGAGUCAUGUGACAAUUGAAAUAUCAUUGAAUUUAGGUGACGAAAAAAAUUGAAAAGGUGGCGCAGGAAGGAAUUCCGCGCGGGUACAGAAACAGCUAAGCGACGAUGUGGUGGCCGGGUCAGCUGGUACUGCUGCUGGCGUUGCUGUCGUCCCGCUGGCAGACGGCGCUCACCCAGACCUCGCAAAAUCCUCGCCUCGGAGCCGCCGUCAACGUGUUCAGCCGUUACGGCUACCUCAGCAUCAGUCUGCGCGUAGUGCCGCGCAACGAUACCGACUCCUGGAUAUUUCGUGAGCCAACUCUGGACGUCUUCCAGAAUCCUCAAUCGGCGCCGCCCAAGCAGAGCAAGGCGGCCAUGGUGUUCGACGGCGAUUUCCACAUGGAGUUCUGCGACAACGUUAGGCAAUUGCUACAGGCCUACUUCCGAGACUUCACGUUCGAGCGUCUGGACAGACCGUGGCGAGCGUUCACCGGCAGCUGGUCAAGGGCGGCCAUAGCCCGCCACCUGGGCAUCAACGCGUCCUUCAUUACGGGCGACCACUGCUACGUGCUGGUGAGGGUGUCGCGUUUCCGCGAGUCCAAGAGGCUCGCCGCUCUCGGGGCCGACGACGGGCCCGGCGGUCUGCUGCUCGACGAGGCCGUCGCCAAGGAGGCCGAGAGCGUCACCGUCGGCGAUCAGGCCAGCGUGCUGCGCUUCGUGAAAAAUUUCGGCUCGCACUACAUCGCCAGCUACGUGACCGGCAACUCGCUCUUCCAGGUAUUCGUAUACCAGCCACAGGUGUAUCAGCGAAUAAAGGAGCGUCUAAAGAGUCGAGGGGUCUCGGAUCUGUCGAGCUUGGAACUGAGCAAUUACUUUUCGCCCUGGUACGCAGAGCACAUCGGAAACAUCCUAUCGGCUUCAGGCAACCACUCUGUCGAGGCUUGGGCAGCGGAGCGUCUGAAGCUGAAGUACUACAUCUUCACGUACGCCUCGUUGCUAAAGCUUCACGGGGACGCAAAUCUGCUGCGCCAGCUCGACGGUCUGCUGGGCAACGAGGCUCUGCUGCAGAUGCAAUUGAAGACACUCGCGCCCCUGUUCAAGGAGCCCAAGCGCCGCCAGUGGUUCCAGGAGGUCAUCGACAACUACUUCAAGCUCUGGGAGGUCAAUAUGCGAUAGUGCCAACGACGAUUUGCGCGAAACGAUGAACGUAAAUAAUAGCGAUCUCGUCGUCGUCGCUCCGUGCACUGAUACACAAGUAUCACCGCAAGCGCGCGAUAGUAUCGGAAAAAGUACCACCGACAUCCAUCGUGUACACGUACAGCUGGUGACUUUAUAGACUCGGAAAGCUGUGUGUGCCGAGUACGCACGGGUGCCAGCGAGAUAACGAGAUAUAUAUAUAGAACAGGAGCGGAGAGUAGUUAUAGUGAGUGAAAGCCGUGUGUAGCUAGCAGUGACAAUUGAAAAUUCAAAGAAAACAUGUAUGAGUGUGCGUGAGUGUGUGUGUUCGUGUGUGUGUGUCAGUGCGUAGAAUAGUGUCCGCAUCGGGGCCGGUAUUUGACGUCCGAGAGCAGUAUCCGAGCCCAGUGGGAAUGAACUUUGCGUGACUCUUUAACUGUGUAGAAUAUGUAAUGCGUAUCGUAAUACGACAGAAGGACUGGAGUACUCGAGAGAUCCUCGAGUAAUAUAAAAAACCCUUUAACGUACAUAAUUGUAAAUUUUAUCAAACUGUCAGUUGGGAUAAACCAACUAGUCACGAAUUGCAAUGCAGAGGGCUCCAGUCUUAGACAAAGUAUUAAACAAAAUAUAGGGAGCACAUUUCCAAUUCAGGGCUGACUCUUUUUAGAUACAUUUAAAUAAUUAUAUUUAUGAAUAUAAUAAAUUUAUAGAUUAUAUACACAUUUAUAUAUAACGUUUACAAUAUACGCCUAGUUUAAGUAGGUUUAAAUAAAGCUAAUAUUAUUGUGUGCGACUCGUAAAUAAUAAUUGUGCCAGUCAAGGGUAAAAAGAUCGUAGAUCGGUACACUUGAACGCCUUGAAAUGUAACAUGAAAUCGGUUUUUUCUAUAGUAGCGUAUCUAUAUCAUUCAACAAUUAAAAUUUGUUAAUUGAAUUGAACUUGGUGAUACUUAGAACGCUUAUUCGUUGGAUUCUGUUAGUUUCUAAAUUUCAGUCGGUACUGUACAAUUAUGAAAAUAAUCGAUGCGCAAUAAAUGUGUGACCGUUCAUAUCGACACGAGUAAUUCUGUUUAGAUUUCUUAGUUAUACAUUUUUCUUCAUACUUAGAAUACAGUAAGUCACUUAACUGACUGAUGAAUUUUUUUAUAAGUAGGCGUUUGAUAUUCCUAUUAUCAUGAGCUAUUUUAUAAUGUUUACAUUUAAUUUUCGAGAUAUAUUUUUCUUUAACAGAAAAUGGUGUGCGAGUAUAGGAUAUUAAUUUAAUUCUGUUUUUGAAUAAGUGUUUAACUUCGGUUUGUCAAAUUACCCAUUUUUGUAGGCACUGAAUUUAAAUGAAUAAUGUUUCACAGUAGAUAUUUUAGAGUGAUGUUUAUCAUAGCCUGUAUUUCAUAAAUUAUAAUAUCAAAUAGUUAUUUAUUGUGAUAAGUUGUACGUAAAGACUCGAAAUUAAAAAAAAUAUAUUUUUGCGAUAAUUCCGGUACCCUCAGGUUCAAUUGUUGAAGUGAAAAUCAUGUGAAUACCUUUCGUGAUAUAAUUAAGUAUGAAAGUGAUUUAAUAUUCUGUUUUUAUAGAGUGAAUUGCAUAAUCACAAAAUAUACGCGUAAAAUCCCAUUUACU